Tribolium castaneum (red flour beetle) is the source of this 1888-nucleotide messenger RNA. RefSeq names its product dynein regulatory complex subunit 2. Lineage: Eukaryota; Metazoa; Arthropoda; Insecta; Coleoptera; Tenebrionidae. Gene Ontology annotation, cellular component: axoneme; axonemal dynein complex. Bases 129 to 1694 code for a protein of 521 amino acids. The record is from RefSeq and is a predicted model, not a curated record. The transcript is spliced from 4 exons. Gene Ontology annotation, biological process: cilium-dependent cell motility; axonemal dynein complex assembly; regulation of cilium movement.
CUGUAAAUUAUUCUUCUGUAAAAAUCACAUGGAAUUUGUUCCUUUGUCUAGAAAUCAAUACAAACAUCAACAACACAUAGCGACCCCAAAAACGCCUCUUCCCCAGUAGUACUUAACCAGCAGCAAAGAUGGGUGGUAAGAAAAAAUCCCUGGCAAAUCGCUUGGCCCGAAUGAGCGAUGAAGAACGUGCAAGGUAUCUUCAACACAAGGCUGACAUUGAAGAAGAAGCCCGUAGACGAAAGGAGCAACUAAUUGCGAUUUUUAUGAAGCACAAAAUUAAACGAGAGGACGGUUUUUCUCGACUCAAUUUGGCCAAAAUCAACCAACACUGGCACCAGAUCUUGCGCUUGAACAAGUGCAAAGAAAUGAGAGAGGACGUCGAGCACAUGAAACAAUUCAUGGACCGGACGCUGGAAUACAAAAAUCGGACCAUUGCCAGGCUUUUGGAGGAGCUAGAGCUGGCUGAGGAGCAGUAUUGUCACAACUUCCAGGCACAUGUGACACAUAUCGACCAAAUAAUUGGGUCGCAUGAAAAAUACAUGAGUCUAAUGGAAGAGGAGUUCCAGAAGGAUUUGGACGAGUUAUUGGCGGCAAGUGGCAAAGAACACGACGAAAUUAUCCAGAACAGUAUUUCCAGGCAUGAGCACCUCCAGACGGUGAUUUUCGGCCAAAAUUCGCAAGCCAAAGAGGCGGCCAAGGCAAAUUUCGAGCGCUACUUGCGGAAGAAAGAAGAACUAACAAGCACAUUCCGCAUCGAACUCGCCUCUUACACAAAGCGUCGCCAGAGCCAUUGCGCCGCCCUCUGGAGACAAAUAGCCACAGCAAUAAAGUCCUCCGUCUCCCAAACGGACACAAAACGUCUACACCUUGCCGAACUGAACCGUUUAGACGCCGAGAGCGCUGCAGAGAUCGCCCUCAACCAGGAGCGCAUAACCCUCCAGGAGGUAACUCCGACAAAACCUCGCCGAAUUUCCGGAACGCACUCAUUGCAGGAAGCGAUCAAAACGCUGACCCAGCACUUGGAGAACCUCACCACCAAACGCACCGAACACAUCGCCCAGCUCAAAGCCACCAUCGCGGAAAAAACCGCCACGUUUUACGCCGUCCGGCAACAAUUCCGCAAAGAUGUGGCCAAAGACGAGCGGCAAUUGCUCCACCUGACCCACAUCUCCAACAAAAGCAUCGAAUUUUUGCACCGGAUCCAAACUCGAGGCGUGCAAAUUGUGAACUUAAUGAAAACGUGCCGGAAGUUUGAAACCCAGCGCGAAAAGAUCAAAUUUUUGCCACUCGAACCCCAGGACUUGAGUCUAGACGAGGAGGAGCAAGAGGAGGUCAGGCGGAGGUCGUCGGGGAAGAGUGCCCCAGAAGAAGUGAAAAAGAUCGUGAUUUCGCGGAAACAAAGUUCGCCCGAGUCUCAAAGUCCUGAGCCUGAGGAUAUAGUAGGCAAGGAGUUUGCCUUGUUGGACUGCAUGGAGAUGUUCUGGGUUGCCUACAACAGGGUGGACCUGGAGCACCGAGAGAUGAAGGAGGAGAGGAGGGUUUUGCAAGGGCAGAACAAGCACAUCAGGGGGAUGAUUAGGGCGGUUUUGGAGGCCGUGGCUUUGGAUCAAUCGCCGGCGAGUAAAGUGCCAACACGGGCCGUUUCGAAGACAAGGGGGGCCAAGUCGGCCCCCCUUAGGAGGAUCCUGGUCUAAGGUCUAAGGCCUUGAACCGACGGGUGUUCCAAUAACAAUCAUUUAAAUUAUAGUUCAUUCAUAAGUAAAUUAGAUGGUUAUGACUAAGAUAAUGUGAAAGUUAUUGGUAAUUACGUCUUUUAUUGUUUAAGUUGGUAAUUUAUGCUCCGAUUGAUUGUAGAUGAGUUACAGAAACAAUAAACAGUGAUAAAGAA